Molecule: messenger RNA, 759 nt
Organism: Cylicocyclus nassatus
Lineage: Eukaryota; Metazoa; Nematoda; Chromadorea; Rhabditida; Strongylidae
Source: the annotation of a GenBank genome assembly
AUGAUACCGUAUUCAUUCUGCUACCUUUAUCAUGCCAACGGCAUGCAAAUUAGCAAAUCGUCUGAAGAAAAAUUGUCACAGCUCAAUCUUAUACCUCGACAUUUUCCCGAUACCAAGGUCGAUAUCCAUGCAAAGGAAGCAGCAGCGCAGCCGAUAGAAAGUGCUUCCGAGGUGCGUUUACGAAAUCGAGCUGUGUACAAGGCGGAUCUGCGCAAGCAGUUACUUGGUGAAGAGGCGAAGCGUCGAGAAGGAACGUCGGAUGACUUGAUGAAGCACGAAGAGAAGCAGGAAAGCCUUGCCAACGAACUUCUUUCUCUAACGCGAUCAUUGAAACAAAACAUGAGUGUUGCUGGAAACGUUUUAAAAGACGACAAUAAGAGGCUAUCGUCAAUGAACGCGCAAGUUGAUGCAAAUGUAUCAGAUCUUAGAGUUGAGUCAACUCGCUUGGCUCAUCACGCAUACAAAUGUGGUUUCGACUGUGCUCUCGUAUUUGUUGCCCUUUUCAUCUUCUGGUCCUUCAUCUGCAUGGUUGUUGUCAUGAAGAAAAAGAAAGGUCGAUUAGCAGCUAUGAAGGGAGCAUACUACCUCAACGAGGGACUGCUUUCGCGGCUGCCACCUGAGUUCAUUCUCGCUUGCACUCCUGGUUUGUUUAAGAUGGCACCGAACGCGCUAACAUGGACAAAACUGGAAAGCAAGUGCCCACAGUCACUAGAACCAUACAUUGAAGCAUCGCUUGGAUGGUCGCUUGGAGAUUGCUAA